UCAGGCUUCAGCUCAAAUCAGUUUGACUUAGUUUCUGAUCUGGUUUGAAUCCGGAUCACAGGAUGUGGCUCUGAUCUGAUCCACUUAGCUUCUGAUUCAUUUUCUCUGGAGCUCAAACUUUUGUCGGGAGACACCGUGGAGGACAUGCCGGGGACUGUGGCUCUCAUCAGCGUCUUCGCGCUCCUCUCGGCCGGGUUGCGGAGCUCCGUGUUCGGCGUGGGGAUGCUGGGCUCCGUGGCCACGGAGGAGAGCUCGAACGCCGGGGUGAGCAGCACGGCGGUGGCCGGGGCGUGGAGCUCCGGGGACGGGGACAGAGCAGCGGGGCGAGCUGGCUGCCCUGGCCGCUGUCGGUGCGAGGUGGACGGGCUGCUUCAGCGGGUGGACUGCUCGGACCUGGGGCUCCGGGAGAUACCGAGCAACCUGAGCGUGUUCACCUCCUUCCUCGAUCUGAGUAUGAAUAAUCUGACUGUGUUGUCCAGCGGAGGUUUGUCCAGCCUGCACUUCCUGGAGGAGCUGCGUUUGGCGGGAAACGACCUGGCGUCCAUCCCCAGAGGAGCGUUCUCUGGCCUCUACAACCUCAAAGUUCUGAUGCUUCAAAACAACCAACUGACGUCUGUUCCUGCCGAGGCCUUCAACAACCUGCACAACCUACAGUCACUACGUCUCGACGCCAACCACAUCUCCCUGGUUCCUGCCGGCUGCUUCGCGGGGCUGCGCUCGCUCCGUCACCUGUGGCUGGACGACAACUCCCUGAGCGAGGUGCCGGCGGCGGCUCUGAGCGAGCUGCCCGCCCUGCAGGCCAUGACCCUCGCCCUCAACCUCAUCAGCCACGUCCCCGACCACGCCUUCACCCAGCUGGGCCGCCUGGUGGUGCUGCAUCUCAACAACAAUAGGAUCGUUUCCAUGGGAGUGAACUGCUUCCACGGACUCCACAGUUUGGAGACGCUGGAUUUGAACUACAACAGCCUGGUGGAGUUUCCCUCGGCCGUCCGCUCGCUCGGCCACCUCAAGGAGCUCGGUUUCCACAGCAACAACAUCCAGUCCAUCCCAGAGCACGCCUUCACAGGAAACCCAUCACUGAUCACCAUAUUCUUCUACGACAAUCCGAUCCAGUCUGUUGGAAGCUCCGCCUUCCAGAACCUUCCAGAGCUGCGUACACUUUCUCUGAACGGAGCCGCGGAUCUCACUGAGUUUCCAGAUCUGACAGGAACCAAAAGUCUGGAGAGCCUGACCAUCACAGGGGCUCGGAUCAUCUCUUUGCCUUCUUCAGUGUGUGAGCAGCUUCCAAACCUGCAGCUGCUGGAUCUCUCCUACAACCACCUCCGCUCUCUGCCCAGCUUCUCCUCCUGUGAGAACAUUCAGAAGAUUGAUUUGCACCAUAACGACAUCGAGGAGCUGCAGGAGAACAACUUCCAUGGUCUGAUGUCCCUGAGCUCUCUUGAUUUGUCGUGGAACAGGUUGUCGUCAGUGAAGCCGAACUCGUUCUCUGCUCUACCGGCUCUGACCAAACUUGACCUGUCGGCCAAUCAGCUGUCCUCCCUGACUCUGAUUGGCCUGCAGAGUUUAACUCACCUGCGAUUGGCUGGAAACGAUCAGCUGAUGGAGCUGAUACCUCGAGAGGAUCUGCCUCGAGUCAGGGUGAUGGAGCUUCCUUACGCCUUCCAGUGCUGUGCCUUCACCUCCUGUGAGAGAGAGGAGGUGGUGGACUUAAGAGACAGCUCCGUCCUCUCCAGUCAAGCCGAUCAGGACUGGGAGGAUUUUCUCAUCGAGUCUGACGAGGAUCCAAAACCUCAGCACUUGGUCCAAUGCAGCCCUGCACCAGGUCCGUUCCGUCCCUGCCUCCAUCUGCUCGGCAGCUGGUUGAUCCGUGGGGGGGUGUGGCUCAUCGCAGCGCUCUCAUUGGUCAGCAACAGCCUCGUCGUGCUGUCCAUCUUCUUCUCGACCGCCACGUUGGUCCCGCCUCCCAAGCUGCUGAUUGGCCUCUUGGCCCUGGUGAAUGGCCUGAUGGGGGUGUGGGGCGGCUGGUUGGCCGCGGUGGACACGUGGACGUUCGGCAGCUUCUGGAGGUAUGGAGCCAAGUGGGAGAGCAGCUUCCUGUGUCGACUCAGCGGCUUCCUGUGUGUGUUUGCUUCUCAGACGAGUCUCUUCCUGCUCACGGUCGCAGCUCUGGAGCGUUGCGUGGCCGCCGGCGCACAAAGACACAAAACCGAUGACGGCAGCAGUCGCUCCUCGUCUCCGUUCUCCGUGCGUCUCUCUGUCUUCCUGUGUUUCCUGUUGGGCUUGGCCGUCACGCUGCCCCCCCUGGUGGCCGGACACAGUAGCACCUCCCUCUGUUUGCCGCUGCCUUUCUCCUCCUCCUCCUCCUCCUCCUCCUCUUCCCUGGCCCUGUCCGUCUCCCUGGUGCUCCUCGACUCGUUGUGUUUCCUCGUCAUGACGCUCGCCUACACUCACCUCUACUGUCGGGCCAACAAAGCUCCGCCCACCUCGGAGGAAGAGGCGGCGCUGACCCGACACGUGGCCUGGCUGCUCUUCUCCGACUGCCUCCUCUACCUCCCUGUGGCCUUCCUCUCCUUCUCCUCUCUGCUGCACCUCCCCGCCGCCGGGCCCGACGUGGCGAAGGGCGUUCUGCUGCUGGUGGCGCCGCUGCCGGCCUGCGUCAACCCGCUGCUCUACCUCCUGUUCAACCCCAUCGCCAGGGAGGAGCUCAGGGCGCUGGCCAAACGCAUCUGCAGAGCAAGGCAUCAGCGAGGAGGAGGAGGAGGAGGAGGAGGAGGAGGAGGAGGAGGAGGAGGAGGAGGAGGAGGAGGAGGAGGAGGAGGAGGACGAAGGUCGACGACUGUAACAAUGGAUUCAACGUGUGACGAGGACGCAGAGAAACAGUCAUGUGACUCGACUCAGGCGCUGGUGGCGCUCGGAGGCCCGAAGGAGGACGAGGAGGGGGGGAGAGGGAGGAUGAAGAGCGAGACACAACGUUCUGUGGCGUUUGUUGUUCAACGUCACUAGACUCUCACACACACAAACAGACACAAACACACACACACACACACACACUGACUGUGGCAGCACAUGUAGCAGGACGAGGACGAGUGAAAGAAAAAAACAAACGUUUCCUGUAACGUCAAACUAAGAUGAUCAAAAACUAAAAGAGCUUCAUUAGCUUCUGCUCAUCUCUGAUUGGCCAGUUCUGGAUCCCAUGGGAGAAGACACACACACACACACACACACACACACACACACCCUGACUUUACAGCAUUGUGUCACCAAACAUUCACCAAAUGUUUAAGCAAAUGCUGUUUACAACGUGUGUGUGUGUGUGUGUUUGUGUGUGUGUGUGUUUGUGUGUGUGUCCGUGUGUGUGUGUGUUUGUGUGUGUGUCUGUGUGUGUGCAGCUGAGAUGUUUUUGCGAGUGUGUGUCAGAGCUGCAGCGUCGGUGCGACUUCUGACACGGAGUUGAAACUGAAAACAGGAACCUGAAGCUCAUGUUCAGAAAAAACAACGGAUCCUUUUCAAAUUAUCACUUUUAUUUAUUUCAUCGACGAAUGAAGUAAAAACAUCUUCAAAGUUUGUAAACAGCCGAAAUGAAAUGAAACUAAAAUGAUAUGAUUUAGGGAUCAAACUUUUGUUUUCAGCCGGUUUUGACGUGUCGAUGAUUCAUGUUGUAAACGACUGUGACAAUCUGAGGCUCUGUCUCAUGUUGACGACGAAGGUUCUCAACCUCUUCUUCAAAUGUGUUGUUUUCAUUAAUAACUGUAAAAAGAUUUCACUGAACUUCCUGAAAUUGUUGCAUGAACGUUGUCAUCAUCCGCAUUCCGUCAAAGUGUCGACUCGAUGUGAGGAAACAGACGUUGACCUGAAGAAGCUCUCAGAGACAUCUCAUGUUUGAAAAAAGAAACUUGUGAAUUUAUAUUUGUAUAAACACAUAAAUUAUG
Molecule: messenger RNA, 3929 nt
Organism: Platichthys flesus (European flounder)
Lineage: Eukaryota; Metazoa; Chordata; Actinopteri; Pleuronectiformes; Pleuronectidae
Product: leucine-rich repeat-containing G-protein coupled receptor 5-like
Exons: 20
Coding region: 145-3003 (952 amino acids)
Biological process (GO): G protein-coupled receptor signaling pathway
Cellular component (GO): membrane
Molecular function (GO): G protein-coupled receptor activity; protein binding
Source: RefSeq, a predicted model, not a curated record